Messenger RNA from Phytomonas sp. EM1, 2700 nucleotides. NCBI's taxonomy places the organism in Eukaryota, Euglenozoa, Kinetoplastea, Trypanosomatida, Trypanosomatidae. The record is from the annotation of a GenBank genome assembly.
AUGGAUAAGCACGUCGAUCCGGAGUAUUCCUGGAGGGUGCUAUUUGAGAUUACCCUAAGUCAUGGAGAGUGGGUUAGAAUUCAGCGGAUAGCAUACAAGGGCUUUCUUACAUUUCUGCGCUCUGCAAAUCUCUUGAACUCUCAAAAUGGAGUCUCUCUUUUGCUUGUCGAGCAGCUAUGGUGGAAGCAUCGCGUUAUGAUGCCGCCUCCGGAGAUCACUACACCAAAUCUGUGUAUGAGCACCGAUAGCACAAAAACGAUUACGCAAGAAGACUAUUUCAAAAGUAGGGAUGAAGUUUAUUCUCACGGACUGUUGAAUUUUGAAGGCUUUACGGAUAUCAUGAAUGUCAUUAGUGUGCGAUGUUAUCAAACUUGGAAAUGUACACAACUGCACAAGGAAGUUGGGGAAAGUCUUCAAGAUGCCAUCAUUCUUUCCUCUGAGGACAACAUCGGCCUCAGGGAAUGUAUCUCUUAUACCGCCAAGCACUAUCUUAAGUCAUUCAUAAGUCGUAAUUUGGUCCAUCGAAACACUAAAAUGUUUCUUGAUCCCACACGAAAUGAAUGGACGAUUCAAACCAACCGUGUUGUCAGCCAUAUUGUCAAUAAUCUUCAAGACACAGUCAUUAUUCCACUCUUCGAAUACUACAGCGACAAUUCGGGCGAGAUGAAUCGCGAACAGUUCGAGAGAUUUGUCAAGUUUGUUUUUCCUGAGUUCACUUUAGUUCAGAAGGCCAGCGCCCUUUCUAUUUUUUAUUGUGAUGUAGAUCACAAAGAGCGAUACGGGUGGGUUGAGAACUUGAGUUCAGAUGAUAAUACUGCACCUCUUGUUUUUGGGAUUGACUCGUUCGUGGAUGCGCUAUUGAUGCUGUCUGUUAUAGCUUUUGCAGAUGAAUCGCACUUCCAGCAUCAUCUUUCGAUCACCUCCAAAGUCUGGUCCACUUUCGAGCGCUACUUAUGUCCAGCCAUAACUAAAUUAAGCCUGUCUAAUCGAUUGCAAAGUGUGAAUGCCCCUAGUAUGGCCGCGGAUCCCCUUUUUCUAGAUCGUACAGCUUUGGCCGUUCCGUAUAUAACUCACAUGUUUCCUACUACAAUUCUGGUUGACGAUAUUUCCUCCAUUCUUAUAGGUGGAAUCAAUAUUACUAUUGAUCCCACCUACAUCAUACCGGAGGGUUCACAAAACGAUAGGCAUGGAGCUCUAGUAAAGGAGGAAAACCAAAAGAGAUCAUCUGAUAAACCAAUCUUCAGGCGUGUAGUGGAGUUGUUAAAGGCUCCUCCUGUUUCUGUGGUAUUCGACGAGGAGGACCUGACGCUUUCAAAAUCUCGGAAUGAAAUGAAAGAUAAGGUAGAAGCGGCGGUGGAUAGAAAAUUGGCGGCCUCUAACAGUUCUAUGUCAUUGCCAGAGCUCGAUUCAUUCACCGCGCGUGCAUGGUCAGCCCUGAGUGACACGAAAGCUAUCGUUAAAGUUAACCGUAAUAGAAGGAAGGGUCCCCAGAGAAGUUUAAGUGGCAUGAUUUCGAAUGACACAGUAGGGAAGCAUGCUACAAGCUCCUUUUCAUCGAAAAACUCAGUUGCUCAUGCCUCAAAGUUAUAUUUACCAUACAUAGACGACGAGCCUUCUUUUUGUAGGGAGUACGCGCCGAAUCGGGUGGAGGUGCUUCUCCCCGAGAGUGUGCGGAAUGUUCGCUUAUUUAAAUUAGCGGUCGUGUAUAAAGAAGAAGGCGAAAACGAUAGAAAUACUAGGAAGAAUUCCGCUUCACGAUCGUAUCCGAAUCGAUGCGGUUACUUUCAAUUCACACCUGUCCGUCAGUUGUCUUUUUCGCUUCGACACAACACUGGGGAGGGCAUCCUAACUUCCAAGACAGCCGUGCUAAAGGCAACUAGCACGUGCCGACCAGUUCCACCGGCUGUUCUGAGUUCACUUCGAGAAGCUUUUUUCCAGCGAGCGAAGCCCAUCAAUAUCGGUUCGGGCACGCUUCCUAGAGGUGAACCAUGUAUUACAAUGUCUGACUUCGAAGACAUAUGCUGUUCUCUUCGCUUAACCCCAGAUGUGACUCUGGCGGCGGCGCAGUGCAAAACAGCUGUGAAAGAGGCCAUCCACGCUUCUUUUCUUUUAUUAGAGAAACGACUGGUCGAUUCCGAUGAUGAUCCUAUGCGGCACAUUUCACAAGGCGCGUGGAUCAAGGUUCGUUUGGGCUUCUCUCAGUUCAUGGAGGCCGUGGCGGCUCUCGGUCUCCAUCUGCAAUCAUUCUCGUCGGCCGACAGCGUUUCAGAUCUGAUAAACUUUCUGUUGCUGGCAUUACCAACAUCGGAUUUAGUGGCUGGAGAAGGUAGAACAACACCCCCCGAAGCGGAUGAAAGCAUAGUUUCUGAGUUUGCACUGCCCUCUAUAGAACCCUCAAUUAAAAAAACAGGUGCGAGUGUUCUGCCGUACAACUCCAGACUGGAUGGGCCAUGCAAGAAUGUCUUGCAUCAUUGCAGGCGUCCAUCAUUUGCAUCAAGGCUGCGUGACAUGCACCAAUCUCUGAAACGACCCCCAAAGGUGCUGCUUCCCGGCUAUCCUGAAGAUGUCUUGGGAAAGGAUGCCCGUCCUGUAUCCUGCAGACUAAGCCCCGAACUUCACACUGCUUCUGAAGUACUCAAGAAUGAGUUCUUGAUGAAUGAGGUCACAAUCACUGCAGACGGUAGUGCUCAUAUAUUCUAG